GGGAACACGGGGCGCCUUCAGGCACCGCAGCCCCGCCGUCGGGACGGGCGCUGGAGCGGCGGGGACGUGAGGCACCGCCGGCUCCCGGGGAGUGCCGCUCGUCUCGGAGGCGUGAGGACCGGGGACGCCGCCCUCACCCCUUGCGUUGUGGGAAUGUGGGUGCCACCCGGUGUUUUGAGUCUUACACAAUCUUGAAACAAGGUAAUAACAUCGCUGAGGUUGUGCUAGGGGAUCUCGGCUUCCCAAAUGUGCGCCAGGGAGAUGCUAAAUUUGACAGCUAAAUUUGUCCCCCUUUUACUGUCAUCCUCAGACUCCUUUGCUACCAGCACUAAUAAUAAAAUGUAGUUAUCAUUUCUCUAGCAACAGUAAAAAACUGAGAUAAGUGAGGUGAUGUCACUUUAGCCUUAGGGAAGUGUUUAUAAAGAUGUUCCAGAAAAGAAGAAUGGACCAGUGUUAAAAAGUUAAUUUUAUAAUUUUGUUUUCCAUUAAGGAAAAAAACAAGGAAAAUAUCUUUUUUUUUUAAAGAAUUUUCAACACAUUUAAAGGAGCAGGCCGGUGAACUCAUCAGCAGGAAAAAAAAAACAAGGUGGUAAAUACUGAAGAUAUUAUGAGCUAAAGACUUUAGAAUUUGUGCUGCAAGGGUUGGAGGGUGGCAAAUGUUAAUGUAACACAAUGGGUCUUAAGGAAUAAAAAGAAAACCUGAUAAAAUUGGAAAAUGGCCUUGACUGGCAAAGUGGGAAUUAUCUUGAAAGCAGAAAAUGUCAGAGUAUCUUAGCAGUUACUAAAGAAACCUGAAGGUUAAUCUUUCUUACAGAAACUAAGAAAGGUCAGGGAAGAAGAUGAGAUGGUUUGCAGUCAGCAUGUGUAUGUGGGGCUAUGAAACCCUAAGCAGCAACUUUCCUUUAGUCUGCAGCACAAAAAUGAAGAUUUAACUCUAGCCAGGGAAGAAAAUAUUAAAAAAUAGUGAUCCAGGCAAUGUAACUGCAUUAGUUUGGUUGGCACCAGCAGGCUCCCUGGCUCUGGGAUGGGACAAAGGAAACUCCUUACCAAAGGUACUGGAUAGGGUAUACUGAGAUUUUUUUUUUUUUAGGAAAAGAGAGCUGGAGACUUGAUUGCUUUGUGCUGUCUCUAGUGGUUCUGAACUUUAAUGAAGCAAUUGAUGUUGCUGCUUGGGAAACAUCUGCUCAGUUGGAGGUGGACACUGGUAGAAAAGGAGCACAAGGAAGGGUGGGCUAAAGGUUUGAGUGAGGUAGGAGAGGCUGUGGUUCAUAUACUUCUUGAAGAAUCCAUCAGUCUUAUGGCUGAGUUAAUCUUUAAGGUCUGUUGGCUCCUAAAAGGCAUUUCUUUCAGAGGCAGUGCUCAGCAAUCCACCUCUUCUGUGCCAUUGAAAUGCACCUGUGAUGCCACAAUGGCAAUCACUGGCCCCAGCCUCAUAACACUCUUCAGCAGUAGACACUAAAGCAUUUCACGAAGUUACAUGAUAGUUAUUGCUAUUAUUAUAUAGGGAGGGAACUUGAAGGAUUGAGAGUUAAAGGUGGGAGGCAUUAUUGGAAAUAAAGCACAGGAGUUAAACUCAGUGAGCUACUUGAUCUUAAGCAUGGUUUCAUGGUGUAAAGGAUUGUUAUACAUUCCUAGGCCCAAGAAAGUAGAAAAUUUGAAAGUGAGCUGUGGUAAGUGACUUCAGAAAGAAAAAAAAAAGUAUAGGUAGCUCAGCAGUUUUUCUGAGUGCACUUAUUUCUAAAGGAAUUUAUGAAGGCAUGCACAACACAGCAAUUAUGGGAAUAUAACAGUAAAUGAAAAUUGCAUAAACUUUCUAGAAUUGGCAAUAUAAUAUUUUAUGGAGUUCAUCUUUCUGGCUUCCCCUCCUCUACACCUCAACAUGAUUCAUUUGGGCUCCUUCAAACAGAUCUGGAGAUACAGAGAAAUAAUUUUCUAGCUGACAUUCUUUCUUUAGCAUUGGCAUUUCAAAAUUUUUGUCAGUGUUGCUGAAAGAGAAUAAAGAAACAGUGUUAGGAGUGGUGUAGAUUAGAAAACAUGCAAGAUUUGUAUUAUUAAGAUGUCCUGUGGUAAUUAAAGUCUUUGUUUCAUAACAUGGUGACAGUGCAAUGUCAGGCUUUUUGGUACAGUGUGACAGCAGCUCAGCAGAUGGGUAUGAAAAGAGGUUCUUGUGCCUACACACACACACAGACACACACACACACAGGAGGGGUUUGUUGUUGCAAGAUACAAAUCUGUUGUCUUAAUUUAGGCUCUGCCUUCAUUUAGCAGAGAAGCCAGUGACUUGUAACCUAAAGUUGUACAGCUUUUAAAAUUAGGCAGUUUGUCUUUGCUCUUCCAAAACCACCACAACAACAAGGAAAAUCCUGUUUAUGUGCUUGCCUUGGCCUUGAAAUGAUAUGGUGAACAAGGCCAGUGUGGGCCUGCUGCUCUCCAGUGCUGAUGGAUGGUAACAAUAACAGCCCUGAUCUUGCAAGACCUUUACUUGCUCCAAAAAAUCUUCCAGCAAAACAAUGCACGUAGCAUUAUAUAAAGACAAAGUAAUGAAAACAAUAUUGUUUUGUUAUGUGCAGUGAAGCACCUCCCCUUUUUCGUUUGGAAUGAGGAAGGCUGAGUAAACAAAAUUACUCUAAGCUCAUGUUGAGCUGUUGAAAACCAUAGAAAUGCCAGAGCUUGGCCUUUGCAGUCCUUAUAUUUUCAGAAUUAGGACCUCAGUUAGACAAGAAUUCCAACCAAAGCUGUGGUUCAUAAACAAAGGUUGGAAGUGGGAGUCAUGAAAGGGCUCAGUGUAGGAGAGAUGAACUUUAGGCAGAGUUGGGUUUUAUUGGAAGUCUUGCAGAUUUUCUGUGAAACUGAUUUACAGAAGAUACUAGUAGUGAGUCAUGGUGAAGCUGUGAGGUCAGCACAGGAACAGAUGGUGAAAUCUGAGGGGUAAAUGAAAGAGCAGAGAAAACAUAGAUGGGAGAGAACUCAAAUUAAGAGUGGAGGUUAUGCUUCAAUAUGUACAAAAAUUUUGAAAUUAGCAUCCUGAAAUGCAGAUAUUUUUGGUGUCAGGUAAUGUGGUGGUAUAAAGACAGGUGGUGAGGAAGAGUGCCAUAUCUAGGAGAACUCUUCAGUGAAUUAACUUAAUGUUCAUUUAGGAGGACUGACUAUGUCACAUCUACAUUAUCUGGAGUUUGUUUAUCAAGUCUGCUGCUUGCAGUUUAGCACCUAAUGAUUCCACUUAAUUUGUGUUUGCUGCAAGCUGGGUACUGUAAACACUGCCACAGAAUUAAAUGAGAAGUUUAAUAAGAAUAACACAGUGACAAAUCAGUAUUUUUCUGUUUCAAGUGAUUUCUGUGAACAUCCAUGGAAGAAUAAAAGGAUUUGAAAGCUACAUCCUUGAGACAUUUGUGUAGCUUUUGUUGCACAGAGAAAUGCUGAAAUUUCAAGAAACUGUUAAGCAUGUCCCUGCUGCCAGAUUUAAUUCUGCUUGCUCGGAUGCUGUGAUUGCAAGAAGAUACACUAUUCAGAGGAAACUUGGCAAUGGAAGCUUUGGAAGUGUGUAUUUGGUUAAUGACAGAAAAGCAAAACAAGGAGAAAAAUUAAAGGUCCUAAAGGAAAUCUCUGUUGGAAACCUAAAGCCUAAUGAAACAGUUGAAGCAAAUCUGGAAGCACAACUACUCUCCAAAUUAGACCAUCCAGCCAUUGUCAAAUUUUAUGCAAGCUUUGUGGAGCGAGAUAGUUUCUGCAUUAUCACUGAGUAUUGUGAGGGUGGAGAUCUAGACUUUAAAAUUCAAGAGUACAGAGAUUCUGGGAAGAUGUUCACUCAAAGUCAAGUAAUAGACUGGUUUAUACAGUUGUUACUCGGAGUCAACUAUAUGCAUGAAAGACGGAUACUUCACAGGGAUUUGAAAGCCAAGAAUAUAUUUUUGAAAGAUAAUCUUCUUAAAAUUGGAGACUUUGGAGUUUCUUGUCUUUUGAUGGGUUCAUGUGAUCUUGCAACUACUUUUACUGGGACACCAUACUACAUGAGUCCAGAAGUAUUGAAGCACCAGGGAUAUAAUACAAAAUCUGACAUUUGGUCUCUGGGAUGCAUUUUGUAUGAGAUGUGCUGUAUGAACCAUGCAUUCACUGGACAGAAUUUUUUGUCUGUUGUGUUAAAAAUUGUGGAAGGUGAAACACCUUCUCUUCCUGAUACAUAUCCAAGCAAGCUGAAUGCUGUACUAUGCAGCAUGUUAAGUAAGAAUCCUUCAUUGAGACCAGCAGCAGCAGAGAUCCUAAAAUCCCCUUAUAUUGAUGAGCAACUGCAGAAAAUACAGUACAAGUUCAGAAAAAUGACUGUGAAAGACAAGCCACAUAACUGUCAGAAAGAAACUGCUCCCAUUUUUGGUGCUGUGCAGAAGAAAGUUCAUUUGCAAACUCUGCAGGAACUUUCUGAAGUUCAGAAAAUGACACCGCGGGAACGAAUGCGGCUGAGGAAGUUAAAUGCUGCAGAUGAGAAGGCAAAGAAGUUAAAGCAGCUGGCAGAAGAAAAAUACCAAGAAAAUAUCAAAAGAAUGCAAGAAUUCAGGUCCCGUAAUUUUCAGCAGCUGAAUGUCAAUGUCCUACAUGAAUCUGAUCAGCAGACUUCAAAACACCUCAUUCAUUCUCAGCCAGCUGCUGUGGGCAACUAUGUGUCCACAGGACAGGAACCAAGAGGGAAUGGGACAAGUGAACUCGGCAUGUCUGAACUUACAGACCAUGAGAUCCCUGAAGACCCAGAAAUUGCAGAAGAAUAUUAUAAAGAUGAGUUUGAAUCCUAUUCAGAGGACAGUGAAGAGGAGGAAGAUGUAGAAUUGUCAUGGACAGUCUCUAAGACAAAUCACCAGGACAGUGAUAUGGAGGCAAUGGUUGAGUAUUUGGAGAGUGUCCUGAAUAGCAGAUCAUUGGGCUCGAGGACUGUCACCAGAGUGUCUCCAGGGGUGCCCCAGGGAUUCAGAGCUCUCAAUGGCACAAUGGCUGAGACCAAGCUGAAACGCAUGAGGGAAUCUGCCAUUGGGAAGCUGGGAGAGGAGGCAUUUGAGGCGGUGUACAGCUGUCUCAAACAAGCAAGAAAGCAGAAUGCCAGUGAGGAGGAGAUCAGGAGCUGUCUGGAGAAACUGGUUUCUAGAGCAAGUGAUUGCUUCGAAGUGGAUCAGCUGCUGUACUUCGAGGAACAGCUACAGGCUUUAGAGCCACAUCUCCAGCUGUAACUGUGUGUCUGCAACAGCUGGGAAUGGCACCGAGGGGGAAGGGGCCUCCUUCAGGCCGGGCAAUAUAGGAGUGUGUACAAAUCACCAACAGGAUGGCACUGCUAAGGAACUUAUCUCAAGCUGUUUUAUUUUCUAGCCUCAGUCUCAUUGCUUGGCUAUGACAAUGGGAAGAUGCCAGCAGCUCAGGUCUCCGGCCGCAGACAAAGAACUUAAUGUUACAACUUGAUUUAAAAGUUUUUUAACCAAUCACACAAAGCAAAAGAAUAUUGACAGUAGUUCUGUCCAACCACUAUAAGCACAUGUACCAUCAGUUAAAACAAUGUUUGCUUAUUUAGAAUACAAUACUUGAUUGUAAACCUUAAGAUACAAUGUACAGAGCUCUAUUAUGAAGCUUAGAACGUCCUAAUAUCUUGCUAGAUAUACUUUUCUGUAGCUUAGGAGUUAUUCUAAGCAUUAAUACACAGACCAUUGUUCUAUUUGUCCUUACUUUUCUAUUUCUUAUGUAAUUUUGCUGCUGACCAAUCUUAUGGCUACUGCCUAGCUCCAAUUGCAAUUCUGCUGUCUUUGAGGCCUGCCUUUUGCAGCUUUCCCAAAACCCUCUGAUUUUAAAGAUUCCCACACAGGAGGUAUUUGGAGGACACUGCUGAAAGUAAGGUAGUAGAUAAUCAUGUGGCUAAGCUCCAUUUGAGAGUCCAGACUGCAGUGAGAAGUGGGUAAAUAUGGCACUAAUUUAAGGGGCAGGAAGAAGAAGAUGUUUAUGACAGCAGAGCAAAGAUUCACAGUUACCUGAGUCCCCUUCUUCUGCCACUUAAAGCAAAGGAAGGGUGUUCUGGGCCAUGGUUGGAUGCCAGUCCUGCACUCAGAGCAACACUAGCAAAGCUGCUUUUGAUGGAAUGAUGAAGGAUUAGACUCAAGCUGCUGUUGAUUUCUGUGCUAAUUCAUCCUUGUGAUGCUUAAGCCCAUGAUUUUUGUAAUAUGGCAGAUUUACUCUUAAACAUAUAUGUAUAUGUAUGGCCACACAGCUCCUAAUUGUCUUGUUAUUAUUGAUUGUUCCAAAGGGCUGCAUUUAAUCUGAGCUUCAGGGGAACUGUGGACAUACAUACGUAUGUGCAUAUUUAUAUACAUAUAUGCAUGUUCACAUACACAGUGAUAGGUGUGUAUAUUCAUAAUGGCAGAAGUAUGUCUGGUCAUACACUGUACUCGUCUAAAGAGUUUUGGAUUAAAUUCAUUAUUCAAAAAUGGGAAAAUAAACUGAUUUUUUUUUCUUCCUUGCACAUUAUUACCAUUAAUGUUCUUUCUUAGUGUUUAUGCUCCCUUCUUCAUAUGCAUCCCACUCCUGCUCAUUUCAACUGUCUAUCAGGCUCUGAUUAUAUACUUUCUGUUUUCCUUCUACCUCUUCCUUCCUUGUUCUGCAUUCUGAGCUCCUUCCUCCAUCUGUGUAAAAGACUAAAGGUUAACAAAGGAUUGGUAAAGGAAUCUAAAAUGAAUUGUAGGCCAAAUGAAUUUUAGGCAUUGAGCCAUUAUCAUAAUCUGUAUGCUUCCUGCUUUU
Messenger RNA from Serinus canaria (Common canary), 6759 nucleotides. It is a transcript of the gene NEK11, whose product is annotated as NIMA related kinase 11. The transcript is spliced from 15 exons. The record is from RefSeq and is a predicted model, not a curated record. The coding region runs from base 3414 to 5210 and encodes 598 amino acids. Gene Ontology annotation, molecular function: protein kinase activity; ATP binding. Gene Ontology annotation, biological process: protein phosphorylation. Lineage: Eukaryota; Metazoa; Chordata; Aves; Passeriformes; Fringillidae.